Nematolebias whitei (Rio pearlfish) is the source of this 1165-nucleotide messenger RNA. Its product is annotated as cytochrome c1. The record is from RefSeq and is a predicted model, not a curated record. Bases 49 to 855 code for a protein of 268 amino acids. NCBI's taxonomy places the organism in Eukaryota, Metazoa, Chordata, Actinopteri, Cyprinodontiformes, Rivulidae. The transcript has 5 exons.
GAGCCAGAACCUGAGCCUGAACCAGAACCAGAACCAGAACCAGAACCUAUGCAGUAUUCCGAGGUGAUGGAGGAGGAUCCGGAGGUUCUGGAGGAGGAGCUUCCUGUUGAAGAGGAGGAGCUUUCUUUUGAAGAGGAGCUUUCUUUUGAAGAGGAGCGUCCUGUUGAAGAGGAGGAGCGUCCUGUUGAAGAGGAGGAGCUUCCUGUUGAAGAGGAGGAGCUUCCUGUUGAAGAGGAGGAGCGUCCUGUUGAACAGGAGGAGCUUCCUGUUGAACAGGAGGAGCUUCCUGCUGAGGAGAUGGCUCCUGCUGCAGAUGAACCAGCCGCUGAGGAAAGGCUAGAAGAAGCAGCAGCUGAGGAAGAAGAAACAUUUGAGGAGAUCAGUGAGACUUUAAAAGAAGAGAGUGCUGCUCCUCAAGUUGCUGAACAAGAAGAAGCUCCUACAGAAGGAGCUGAGGAGGAGGAGGCAACUGCACAUGCAGAAGUAGCAGCUGAAGAGGAAGCAGCUGUAGAAGAGGAGGAAGAGGAACUAGGCCUCUCAGAAGAUGUUGCUGAAAAGGAGGAAUCAACUAUAGAUUUAGCUGUGGACAAUCUAAAAGAAAUAGAGAAAUUACAAGAAAUGGAGGCUUCUCUUUUAGAGGAGCUUGGUGAGGUGCUGGCUGAGGAGCAGGAAGCCCUGUCAGAGGAACCCUCUGUAGAAGAGGCAACCACUGAGGAGCCAGCUGAAGAGGAGGAAACGCCUCCAGAAGAGGAGACAUAUGAAGCUGAGACUGAGGAAACUCCAGAAGAAGAAAUGGAGGUUCAAACGGAAGCAGAAAUGGAGGUCCAGAAUCAAGAUGAGCCCACAGAAACGUAGAAGCAGCAGCGCUCGCGGUGCAGGUGGAGCAGACCCGCUGACGGAUCAGCACCAUCUGAGCACGCUCCGCUCUCCAAAUCCAGGGAAACCAUCGAGUCGUCGUGACAACGCUCUCUCCUGUUCUUCAGUCCUCCUGUAAGAUGUUUAAGUGAGAAAUGUUUUAGUGAUCUUUAACUGUGUGGUUUUUUUUUUUUUUUAUCGGAACCUUGUGUGUUUCCUCACUGUGAGCAGCGUGUCGUACUUCAGAGUGUUUGUUGUCCUUAUUUUAAAGUAUCUGUUCGUGCGGGUUUUACAAACAUCAGAACAAGAA